CGACGUGAGGACCGCAGUUGUGCCGCAUCAAGCCAAAUUCGUGAUGUGACGCCGUCGCGGAAACGGUAAAACGUAAUCUAGCGUCUUCUAGCGACAAAUCAAGGAGCCAAUAGCUGUAAUCACUGAAAACCAGUCCGCAACACUGCACGGUGUCAACGUGCUUUUCAUGGUUGGAUCGCGUAGUAAACAGAGGCAGAGGUCCGAGUGGAGCUCAUUACUACUGAAGAAAUCUAUGCACAUUUCACAAGGAAUCGCUGUUCGUUGACUGAAGCUUUACCAAAGAGAAAAUAAUAUGCAUACGUUUAGAUGAUGCUGCUGCUUUGCAAAUCUAGGACAACGUGAUCUCGAGGAACAAUAAAUCAUCUAUUUUUUAUCCAUGGUGUUUGCAAGUUGUAAAGCGAUGGAUGGUAUCGGGAACACAAUGCAGAAGAAGGCUGCGGAGCUCGAGCGCAUGGCCGAGGUUCUCGUCACCGGAGAGCAGUUGAGGCUGCGUCUCCAUGAAGGGAAGGUGGUUAAGGACCGCAGGCAUCACCUGAGGACGUAUCCCAACUGCUUUGUGGCCAAGGAGCUGAUCGACUGGCUGCUGGAGCACAAGGAGGCGUCAGACAGAGACACGGCCAUCAAGAUCAUGCAGAAACUCCUGGAUCAAAGCAUCAUCCAUCACGUUUGUGACGAGCACAAGGAGUUCAAAGACAUGAAACUGUUCUAUCGCUUCAGGAAAGAUGACGGGACGUUUCCGUUGGACAACGAAGCCAAGGUCUUCAUGAGGGGACAACGGAUAUAUGAAAAGCUGAUGAUGAACACGGAGACGUCCAUCCUAGCGACUCGGGAAGAAGAGGGUGAGACGUUUGAACGGACGCUGGUGGCCUCGGAGCUCGUUGAUUGGCUGCUGGCGGAGGGAGAGAUGGCGACCCGAGAGGAGGCGGAGCAUCUUGGACGGAGGCUUCUAGAACACGGGAUCAUGCAGCAUGUGACCAACAAGCACCACUUUGUGGAUGGAGGGCUGCUGUACCAGUUCAGACUGAACUUCCGAAGGAGACGACGUCUGAUGGAGCUGCUGAACGAGCGCUGUCGUACCAUCCCAGAGAGCCAUGACAGCCCCUUCUGUCUCCGCAAACAGAACCCAGAGGGAAGCAACACCAGCUUCCUAUCUGUGAGUCCUACUAAAGAGAUCAAGAUGAUAGUGGGUAUUCGUCGUAGCAGCAUGAGCAGCAGCUGUGGCAGCAGUGGUUACUAUAGCAGCAGUCCCACCCUCAGUAGCAGCCCCCCGGUGCUCUGUAACCCAAAGUCAGUAUUGAAGAGACAAGUGAGUCCUGAGGAGCUGCAGACCCCAGGAGGCCCUUACAUAAAGAAGACAUUCACAAUCGUGGGGGAUGCGGUGGGCUGGGGCUUCGUGGUGCGAGGCAGUAAGCCCUGCCACAUCCAGGCUGUCGACCCCAGUGGUCCCGCAGCUGCAGCUGGGAUGAAGGUGUGUCAGUUUGUGGUCUCGGUCAACGGGCUAAACGUGCUGUCUCUGGACUACAGGACAGUCAGUAACCUCAUCCUGACCGGGCCCAGGACCGUUGUCAUGGAAGUCAUGGAGGAAGCAGAUUACUGAAGAGGCAGGCUAUCACGUGGCAGGGGGCGUGGCUGAGCAGAGUAGACCCAAGGCAGACUCUAAAGACACCAUAGAGAUAGACGUGCCCUUAUGGAACUCAAUGGGAAACUCUCUCUGGGCUUCUAACUCUAUGGGGAACUCUCUCUGGGCUUCUAACUCUAUGGGAAACUCUCUCUGGGCUUCUAACUCUAUGGGAAACUCUCUCUGGGCUUCUAACUCUCUGGGAAACUCUCUCUGGGCUUCUAACUCUAUGGGAAACUCUCUCUGGGCUUCUAACUCUAUGGGAAACUCUCUCUGGGCUUCUAACUCUAUGGGAAACUCUCUCUCUGGGCUUCUAACUCUCUGGGAAACUCUCUAUAGGCUUCUAACUCUCUGGGAAACUCUCUAUAGGCUUCUAACUCUAUGGGAAACUCUCUCUGGGCUUCUAACUCUCUGGGAAACUCUCUCUCUGGGCUUCUAACUCUAUGGGAAACUAUCUCUCUGGGCUUCUAACUCUCUGGGAAACUCUCUCUGGGCUUCUAACUCUAUGGGAAACUCUCUCUGGGCUUCUAACUCUAUGGGAAACUCUCUCUGGGCUUCUAACUCUAUGGGAAACUCUCUCUCUGGGCUUCUAACUCUAUGGGAAACUCUCUCUGGGCUUCUAACUCUAUGGGAAACUAUCUCUCUGGGCUUCUAACUCUCUGGGAAACUCUCUCUGGGCUUCUAACUCUAUGGGAAACUCUCUCUGGGCGUCUAACUCUAUGGGAAACUCUCUCUGGGCUUAUAACUCUAUGGGAAACUCUCUAUAGGCUUAUAACUCUAUGGGAAACUAUCUCUGGGCUUCUAACUCUAUGGGGAACUCUCUCUGGGCUUCUAACUCUAUGGGGAACUCUCUCUGGGCUUCUAACUCUAUGGAAACUCUCUCUCUGGGCUUCUAACUCUAUGGGAAACUCUCUCUCUGGGCUUCUAACUCUAUGGGAAACUCUCUCUGGGCUUCUAACUCUCUGGGAAACUCUCUCUGGGCUUCUAACUCUAUGGGAAACUCUCUCUGGGCUUCUAACUCUAUGGGAAACUCUCUCUGGGCUUAUAACUCUAUGGGAAACUCUCUAUAGGCUUAUAACUCUAUGGGAAACUAUCUCUGGGCUUCUAACUCUAUGGGGAACUCUCUCUGGGCUUCUAACUCUAUGGGGACUCUCUUUGGGCUUCUAACUCUAUGGAAACUCUCUCUCUGGGCUUCUAACUCUAUGGGAAACUCUCUCUCUGGGCUUCUAACUCUAUGGGAAACUCUCUCUCUGGGCUUCUAACUCUAUGGGAAACUCUCUCUCUGGGCUUCUAACUCUAUGGGAAACUCUCUCUCUGGGCUUCUAACUCUAUGGGAAACUCUCUCUCUGGGCUUCUAACUCUAUGGGAAACUCUCUCUGGGCUUCUAACUCUAUGGGAAACUCUCUAUAGGCUUCUAACUCUAUGGGAAACUCUCUCUGGUCUUCUAACUCUCUGGGAAACUCUCUCUGGGCUUCUAACUCACUGGGAAACUCUCUCUGUGCUUCUAACUCUAUGGGAAACUCUCUAUAGGCUUCUAACUCUAUGGGAAACUCUCUCUGGGCUUCUAACUCUAUGGGAAACUCUCUCUGGGCUUCUAACUCUAUGGGAAACUCUCUCUGGGCUUCUAACUCUAUGGGAAACUCUCUCUCUGGGCUUCUAACUCUAUGGGAAACUCUCUCUCUGGGCUUUUAACUCUAUGGGAAACUCUCUCUCUCUGGGCUUUUAACUCUAUGGGAAACUCUCUCUCUCUGGGCUUCUAACUCUAUGGGAAACUCUCUCUCUCUGGGCUUCUAACUCUAUGGGAAACUCUCUCUCUCUGGGCUUCUAACUCUAUGGGAAACUCUCUCUCUCUGGGCUUCUAACUCUAUGGGAAACUCUCUCUCUCUGGGCUUCUAACUCUAUGGGAAACUCUCUCUCUCUGGCCUUCUAACUCUAUGGGAAACUCUCUCUCUCUGGGCUUCUAACUCUAUGGGAAACUCUCUCUCUCUGGCCUUCUAACUCUAUGGGAAACUCUCUCUCUCUGGGCUUCUAACUCUAUGGGAAACUCUCUCUCUGGGCUUCUAACUCUAUGGGAAACUCUCUCUCUGGGCUUCUAACUCUAUGGGAAACUCUCUCUCUCUGGGCUUCUAAGGAAAGACUCAGUCAAGCUCUGCCAGCCACCACCCACGUCUCUUUCCUAUUGGACGCUGCUUCCCUCUGAUGGCCUCCAAUAAAACUGCUUGGAGAAGAGAGAGGGACAUUAGUUACUCUGUUAGAUACACACAUCUUGUCAUUGGUCUCCUGUCUCAUCUGUCUAGUUGAUGUUGAGACAUCACAUGGACCCUGAUAACAUAACAGCCCCCUGCUCCAUGAUUAGGGGACUGUGCCCUGCUGCCCCCUUCUGGUUUCUCACUGUCUCCUGUGGUCUGUGUUUUCUUUAUGUAUUGAUGGUACUACCUACCCAUGUGUGAAGCUGUUUGUGGAGAGACAGUUCUGGACCUGUCUAGAUCUGUCUGUCUUUCUCUAUCCCGGGACGAGAUGUGGUGAAGUUGAAGACAGGCCUGAAAGAGACAGGCAGCAUAUCAUUCGGGACAGGCCUGAAGGAGACAGACAGCAUAUCAUUCGUGACAGGCCUGAAGGAGACAGACAGCAUAUAAUUCGUGACAGGCCUGAAGGAGGCAGGCGGCAUAUCAUUCGGGACAGGCGGCAUAUCAUUCGGGACAGGCCUGAAGGAGACAGGCGGCAUAUCAUUCGGGACAGGCGGCAUAUCAUUCGGGACAGGCGGCAUAUCAUUCGGGACAGGCCUGAAGGAGACAGGCGGCAUAUCAUUCGGGACAGGCCUGAAGGGGAGAGAGACGGCAUAUCAAUCAGGACAGGCCUGAAGGAGACAGACAGCAUAUCAUUCGGGACAGGCCUGAAGGAGACAGACAGCAUAUCAUUCGGGACAGGCCUGAAGGAGACAGACAGCAUAUCAUUCGGGACAGGCCUGAAGGAGACAGACAGCAUAUCAUUCAGGACAGGGCUGAAGGAGACAGAUAGCAUAUCAUUCAAGACAGGGCUGAAGGAGACAGAUGGCAUAUCAUUCAGGACAGGGCUGAAGGAGACAGAUAGCAUAUCAUUCAGGACAGGGCUGAAGGAGACAGAUAGCAUAUCAUUCGGGACAGGAGUGUGAUGCAUUGACAAGUGACUGGUCAAUCCUCUGGGCCACAUGAUGCAAACCACGUCCAACUAAUCCAGAGCUGUUUGGACGUGUGACACAAAUACCAGCCUGGUUCCACUGUGCCGUUGACUAGAGAUCACUCACUAUACAUUGUGGUAGUUGUGUGAAGUUGGCCUUAGUUUAACCAAGCAAACAGGGUUGUAAAUAAUGUUCAUGUUUAUGGAGAACUAAUUGUUGUCGAUGAUGUGUCUUUUCCCUGUACACUUAGGGCGAGUUUCCCGGACAACAAAUCCUGGACUAAAAAGUCUAAAUCAAUGGAUAAGAUUAUUCUUUGUUCGGGAAACCGUCCCUUGAAGACAAAGUAGGUAGCUACUAGCUAGUUAAUGAGGUAACACUUGACUGGAUGGUUCUACUGUCUGUAGGCCUGAAUAUCAUGGUUAUAAUUACCACAUAAAGGAUAUGACUCAGUAUGUAGACCAAAAGGUUGCGCCUGUAACAACUACCUUCACUCUGUCAUGACACAACCAACCAUUACCCAUCAGGCCCCUCUCCCAGACAUGCAUUUUGCCUCACCUUGGACUAGAAAGCAAGCUGAAGGGAGAAUCUCUGUUGAAAGAGCUUUUUGGUCCAGGGAAUCUGCUCAUGGUGAUAUAAAUGGGGUGGUUUGUAUAGUUUUCUAAGAUUUAUAACGUGUAAUGACCGUGAUGAGUCUUUAGCACCGGCGUUGAGGCCUAUGACGACACCCACCUGUUACCAAUAAGCCGAAUGUGGAUGUCGUAUAUCCACUAUAGUCCCUAGUCUUUCAGAAGUGGCAUGUUCCACACUACCGUCAAUUCUAUAAUAUAUGGAUAGGUUAACAUAUAUAUAUUUAAUGUAGAUCUGUGUAUGGAUUUAGACAGACUAAGGCACUUUAAAAAAAUGACAAUAACUGUUUGCAUCAGUUCGUUUUCUAGUUAAAAUGUCUGAAAAUGGAUAGUGUGUUAAGACGUCACUAUGCUGUAUCAUCCUGAAACAUAAACGCAUUAAGAAUGAUCAACCCUUUCUAUUUGCCAUCAGACCCGAUCUACUUGUAUUUAAGAAGGAGAAAAGGGGGUUUAUUUCGGGUAGCUAGCUGUGAAUUUAAAGUAGAAGAACUAUUGAUGGCACGAGAGAAACAAUCUAUGGCAGUAUUUAAUAACAGAGUCAUCUGUAGCUCAGUGUGCCAGGGUCAACUGUGGUCUUAUGACAUCACUUCCUGGUCAGAUGAAGUAGCCUAGGUUCAUUGUAAGAUUUAAUAAUAAUAAUAAAGAAUAGCAGUACAAGCUCUGUUCAUGGUCACCUUUCUUCGAUAUGCAGUGUUGUUGUUUACCAUAAUGUCAAGCCUCAAAUCAUAGGUUUGAUUUGAGUUGUUUUUGGAAAACGACAGUCACUUUUUGACAAGCUAGGAUUCUGUCUCUUUCUAUAAUGUGCUUAAAUGUGUAAAGUGACAAAAUGCAUCAUACAUACAUAGGUUCUUGAAUGUAGUGCUGGCUAACGAUCCAGGGUUCUUUUUUCAGGACUGAUAUAUCAUUGGUUAAGCUCUCACUAAGAACAUUAGACAUCAGUGAUUGGGUGAAUGGCUGCUCUCACUAAGAACAUUAGACAUCAGUGAUUGGGUGAAUGGCUGCUCUCACUAAGAACAUUAGACAUCAGUGAUUGGGUGAAUGGCUGCUCUCACUAUGAACCUUAGGCAUCAGUGAUUGGGUGAAUGGCUGCUCUCAUUAUGAACCUUAGACAUCAGUGAUUGGGUGAAUGGCUCUCUCACUAUGAACAUUAGACAUUAGUGAUUGGGUGAAUGGCUGCUCUCACUAUGAACAUUAGGCAUCAGUGAUUGGGUCAAUGGCUGCUCUCACUUUGAACAUUAGACAUCAGUGAUUGGGUGAAUGGCUGCUCUCACUAAGAACAUUAGACAUCAGUGAUUGGGUGAAUGGCUGCUCUCACUAUGAACCUUAGACAUCAGUGAUUGGGUGAAUGGCUGCUCUCACUAAGAACCUUAGACAUCAGUGAUUGGGUGAAUGGCUGCUCUCACUAUGAACCUUAGACAUCAGUGAUUGGGUGAAUGGCUGCUCUCACUAUGAACAUUAGGCAUCAGUGAUUGGGUGAAUGGCUGCUCUCACUAUGAACCUUAGACAUCAGUGAUUGGGUGAAUGGCUGCUCUCACUAUGAACCUUAGACAUCAGUGAUUGGGUGAAUGGCUGCUCUCACUAUGAACAUUAGACAUCAGUGAUUGGGUGAAUGGCUGCUCUCACUAUGAACAUUAGGCAUCAGUGAUUGGGUGAAUGGCUGCUCUCACUAUGAACCUUAGACAUCAGUGAUUGGGUGAAUGGCUGCUCUCACUAUGAACCUUAGACAUCAGUGAUUGGGUGAAUGGCUGCUCUCACUAUGAACCUUAGACAUCAGUGAUUGGGUGAAUGGCUGCUCUCACUAUGAACAUUAGGCAUCAGUGAUUGGGUGAAUGGCUGCUCUCACUAAGAACAUUAGACAUCAGUGAUUGGGUGAAUGGCUGCUCUCACUAUGAACCUUAGACAUCAGUGAUUGGGUGAAUGGCUGCUCUCACUAAGAACAUUAGACAUCAGUGAUUGGGUGAAUGGCUGCUCUCACUAAGAACAUUAGACAUCAGUGAUUGGGUGAAUGGCUGCUCUCACUAAGAACAUUAGACAUCAGUGAUUGGGUGAAUGGCUGCUCUCACUAUGAACCUUAGACAUCAGUGAUUGGGUGAAUGGCUGCUCUCACUAAGAACAUUAGACAUCAGUGAUUGGGUGAAUGGCUGCUCUCACUAAGAACAUUAGACAUCAGUGAUUGGGUGAAUGGCUGCUCUCACUAUGAACCUUAGACAUCAGUGAUUGGGUGAAUGGCUGCUCUCACUAUGAACCUUAGACAUCAGUGAUUGGGUGAAUGGCUGCUCUCACUAAGAACAUUAGACAUCAGUGAUUGGGUGAAUGGCUGCUCUCACUAUGAACAUUAGACAUCAGUGAUUGGGUGACCCACUGCAAUGCAUGAGGUUUUCGUGGUAUGUUUGUUUUUUACACAUUUCUACUCCACCACCUAGUUUCACUUUAGUCCUGUAAUGAAUUAUUGGUUCUGCCAUACUAGGAAAGGCUUGUGUUGUUUGGUAAAGCAAGAACUUAGAGUCAUUUUAAUACUUCAGCUGUUUUUGGUUCCACUUUACUGACAGCAUCCAGGUUAAAACGCAUGAUAAGGUGUUAUUAGCAUGAGCCUUUUAUAAUGUCUUAUCAGGCUUAUAAAAAUGCUUAUCCUGUAUUAAUACCUGUGUGUUUUAAACAGACACAAUGACCAGAAAGAACUGGACAUCCAGUCACUAUUGGGACUUCUUUAAUGUGCCAUGUUAUAAAUGUUGAAACAUUUGCCUUAAUAACUUUGUGUUUUUGCUGCGUGUCUUCUUUUUAGUUGGUGAUCAUUUUUAAUAUUUGAAUAUCUUCUCCUUAAUUAAAGGGUUCACUAUGCAAUCCUCUUCCUGAUCGGUCUUACUAUAUUAACCUUCUGCUGCUUAUUUUACAGACGGGACAUCUUUUUUCUCUCUUCUUGACAAUCAGUGUUUUCUUGAUACAGAAGGUCUGUGUUUCCAAAUGGUAGUGCACUACUUUGGACCAGGGCCCAGUAGUGGCAUUCUAUAUAGGGAAUAGAAUGCCAUUUGGGACGCUACAGAGAUCUGAACAGCACAAUGACCUGACGGCAGUACGGAUAGAGAUACAACACAAUGACCUGACGGCAGUACGGAUAGAGAUACAACACAAUGACCUGACGGCAGUACGGAUAGAGAUACAACACAAUGACCUGACGGCAGUACGGAUAGAGAUACAACACAAUGACCUGACGGCAGUACGGAUAGAGAUACAACACAAUGACCUGACGGCAGUACGGAUAGAGAUACAACACAAUGACCUGACGGCAGUACGGAUAGAGAUACAACACAAUGACCUGACGGCAGUACGGAUAGAGAUACAACACAAUGACCUGACGGCAGUACGGAUAGAGAUACAACACAAUGACCUGACGGCAGUACGGAUAGAGAUACAACACAAUGACCUGACGGCAGUACGGAUAGAGAUACAACACAAUGACCUGACGGCAGUACGGAUAGAGAUACAACACAAUGACCUGACGGCAGUACGGAUAGAGAUACAACACAAUGACCUGACGGCAGUACGGAUAGAGAUACAACACAAUGACCUGACGGCAGUACGGAUAGAGAUACAACACAAUGACCUGACGGCAGUACGGAUAGAGAUACAACACAAUGACCUGACGGCAGUACGGAUAGAGAUACAACACAAUGACCUGACGGCAGUACGGAUAGGGAUACAACACAAUGACCUGACGGCAGUACGGAUAGAGAUACAACACAAUGACCUGACGGCAGUACGGAUAGAGAUACAACACAAUGACCUGACGGCAGUACGGAUAGAGAUACAACACAAUGACCUGACGGCAGUACGGAUAGAGAUACAACACAAUGACCUGACGGCAGUACGGAUAGAGAUACAACACAAUGACCUGACGGCAGUACGGAUAGAGAUACAACACAAUGACCUGACGGCAGUACGGAUAGAGAUACAACACAAUGACCUGACGGCAGUACGGAUAGAGAUACAACACAAUGACCUGACGGCAGUACGGAUAGAGAUACAACACAAUGACCUGACGGCAGUACGGAUAGAGAUACAACACAAUGACCUGACGGCAGUACGGAUAGAGAUACAACACAAUGACCUGACGGCAGUACGGAUAGAGAUACAACCUGCCACGUACUCUCUGCUUCAUAGAAGGUUUUACUAAUGGUAAUGAAUCUAUGACUUUUUGAUUAAAAAUCUAUUAUAAUAUAAUAAUAAAAUAAUAAUAUUUUUAAAAUGUGUUUAUUUUUACCAAUCAGUCAGCAGCUCAUUUUAAAGGGAUUCAUUCAUCUACAGAUCAUUAUGUUCAUGAAGUAAUCUAUGUACAUUAAAUGAUCUAGAUUACACUCUGGGCUCACGAACUGACUAUAUAAAGGCUUUGAUAGCAGUUUGUGUACAUACAUUUUAUAAAAUACAUUGUGUGGAUGAAUGAAUGUCAGGACAAUGAAAAUAUAUAAGCUCACGUCUGGCAUCACGUCUGGCAUCACGUCUGUGUUGUGCAAUGCAGCUAAAGGCAUAAAGUUCAUAUGUAAAGUUCAUAUGUAAAGUUCAUAUGUAAAGUUCAUAUGUAAAGUUCAUAUGUAAAGUUCAUAUGUAAAGUUCAUAUGUAAAGUUCAUAUGUGUUUUAAUAAACAUACUGGUUUGGUUCAA
Molecule: messenger RNA, 10057 nt
Organism: Oncorhynchus kisutch (coho salmon)
Lineage: Eukaryota; Metazoa; Chordata; Actinopteri; Salmoniformes; Salmonidae
Product: DEP domain-containing mTOR-interacting protein
Exons: 11
Coding region: 377-1597 (406 amino acids)
Biological process (GO): G protein-coupled receptor signaling pathway; intracellular signal transduction; positive regulation of GTPase activity
Cellular component (GO): plasma membrane
Molecular function (GO): guanyl-nucleotide exchange factor activity; GTPase activator activity; protein binding
Source: RefSeq, a predicted model, not a curated record